AUGCUCGUCGAGGCAGACAAGGAAAACCUCAUAGCUGAAGAUCAAGAUGCUGUGGAAGCUGUCGAUGACUUCUUCCGUGCGCCGUUGGAGGGCUUCGAAGAUAUCGUUGAUCUGCCUAGACUUCGAAGGCAUACCAUCCUGGAGUCCUCUUCCUCCUCUUCCUCCUCCUCUUCUCUGUCUCCUCCACGAUCUCCAACGUCUUCUCACACUCCUUCAAAGCGUCAAGGACCUUUCGAUUCGCCAGAGGUGCUUCCAACUUCGAACCUUCUGAGGCAAGGCGCAGUAGUAGUGCAACCAUCUCGGACCGCCCUCCACGUCCCUACGAUACCAGACACAGCGACUCCUCGCGCAGGCGCCGCUACUAGCAACAACUCUACGGAGCGACACAAACGGACCUUCACAUGCUCGAAUUGCGGGAAGGAGUAUGGGACUAGGGAACGGCUGAAAUACCAUCUCCAUGAGGCGAGAAACCGGUGUACAGACCCGCCCGACAUGACGGAGAAGGAGAGGGAUGAGCGCGACGAGCAAUUCAUGGUUCACAAAUGUCCGAAUUGUGGGAAGCGGUUUCGUAACACGGCCAACCUCAACAUGCAUCUGAAGACUUGCGCCAGCGCUUCGAACCCCAGUGCCUACGGGCAGACCCCGCUCGCUCCGACCACUACACUUGCGCCUGCUGGGCAACCUCCACGAGUCGGCUACCAGCCCAGGGCGACCGCAAAUCUCCACACCACUCCGGAGAGGAAGAAACACAAGUGCGAUAACUGUGGCGUCACCUACACCUCCUGGAGCAGGCUUCACUAUCACCUUCACGAAGCUAGGGACAGAUGCACGGAUCCUCCGGAGAUGACCGCGGAGGAGAAGGACGAGCGAGCGAAGGCGUUCUACAAACACGUUUGUCCGCGGUGUGGGAAGGGCCACCGAAACCAGGCAAAUCUCAACUGGCACCUUACGCAUCAAAUCUGCGGCGCCGCAGCUGGCAAUACUACCUCAUCCCUCUUCGCCCAGCCCACACCAGCAUCGGCAUCAACUUCUUCUGGCACGGCGAUCCAGACGACAUCGAGCUUUGGACAAGCAUCGCAAGCGCAUCCUUCUGGGUGGAUGCCGAUCAAUGAGGGUGAGGACAAUGGGGAUGCAGAUGAAUAG
This is a messenger RNA of Mytilinidion resinicola, 1143 nucleotides long. RefSeq lists its product as uncharacterized. Gene Ontology annotation, cellular component: nucleus. Gene Ontology annotation, biological process: regulation of transcription by RNA polymerase II. Bases 1 to 1143 code for a protein of 380 amino acids. The record is from RefSeq and is a predicted model, not a curated record. The transcript has 2 exons. Gene Ontology annotation, molecular function: DNA-binding transcription factor activity, RNA polymerase II-specific; RNA polymerase II transcription regulatory region sequence-specific DNA binding. NCBI's taxonomy places the organism in Eukaryota, Fungi, Ascomycota, Dothideomycetes, Mytilinidiales, Mytilinidiaceae.